GGGGUUUAAUCUUUCAUCAUCAGGAUGGGGCAGACAUAACGUCGAUUUGACAGCUCCUCAGCCAGCUAACCACUCAGCAGAGGGAGAGCUUUCUGCAUAUAGUUUUGUUAUUUGGGUUGUUGGCCUGUUCUUGCUGUUCCGUCGACUUCAAUCCCAUCAUGACAUCCACCAUAGACGAAAGCAAUAAAGAAAAGAUGCGCUCUGUGUCUGUGGAUCUAAACAAUGAUGCCUCUCUUCUCAUUGACAUUCCUGAUGCACUCUGUGAAAGGGACAAAGUCAAGUUUACUGUCCAUACAAAGACCACACUUAGCUCUUUCCAGAAGCCAGACUUCUCUGUACCCAGGCAGCAUGAAGACUUCAACUGGCUACAUGACACUCUGGUUGAGACCGAGGACUAUGCUGGACUAAUAAUUCCUCCAGCGCCCCCAAAGCCUGAUUUUGAGAGCCCAAGAGAGAAGAUGCACAAACUGGGGGAGGGUGAAGCCACUAUGACCAAGGACGAGUACACUAAAAUGAAGCAGGAGCUGGAGGCUGAAUACCUGGCUGUGUUCAAGAAAACUGUCCAAGUGCACGAAGUCUUCCUGCAGAGAUUGUCCUCUCACCCCAUUUUAAGCAAAGACCGAAACUUCCAGAUUUUCUUAGAGUAUGACCAGGAUCUCACUGUGAGAAGAAAGAAUGCCAAGGAAAUGUUUGGAGGAUUCUUUAAAAACAUGGUGAAGUCAGCUGAUGAGGUCCUCAUCUCAGGAAUAAAGGAAGUCGAUGACUUUUUUGAGCAGGAGAAGACGUUCCUGCUCGACUACUACAGCAAAAUAAAAGAUUCCACUGCCAAAGCAGAGAAAAUGACCCGCGCACACAAAAAUAUUGCGGAUGAUUACAUUCACGUCUCUGCCACUUUGAACAGUCUCUCUGCUGAUGAUAGUACAGCAAAUAAGAAGCACCUGGAGAAGUUGUCAGACCUGUUUGAGAAACUCAGAAAAGUGGAGGGAAGAGUAGCAUCUGACCAGGAGCUGAAACUCACAGAGCUGCUAAGAUAUUACAUGAGAGACAUCCAGGCUGCCAAGGACCUUCUGUACAGGCGAGCCCGGGCGUUAGCUGACUAUGAGAACUCUAACAAGGCUUUGGAUAAGGCUCGACUGAAGGGCAAGGACAUUCCCCAGGCAGAGGAGCACCAGCAGCAGUGCUUGCAGAAAUUUGACAAGCUCUCAGAGUCUGGGAAGAAAGAACUCACCAGUUUCAAGGGCAGGCGUGUUGUGGCCUUCAGGAAGAACCUCAUAGAGAUGGCUGAGCUUGAGAUAAAACACGCCAAGAGCAAUGUGACUCUAUUGCAGGGAUGUAUUGACCUGCUCAAGAGCAACUGACAUGUUUUCAAGUAUUCCUGUCAUACCAUCACCAAGUGACCAGUCAUAGCAAAUGGAAACCUGGCGUCCCCAGGGCCUUGCAUGGACAUGAAUCCAAGCCCAUCUCUGCUCCCACCCAUGGGUCUGAUGCCACUUAAAAACCCUGCACGAGACCAAGUGUCUUGUAAGCAGAAUGUCUUCAUGUUUACAGAGUCCCUGUCCUCUGGUCUGUGGUCCAUCCUUUUCCAAUAUUUUAUGGAAGUCUAACUCAGUGUGAAUGCCUCCAGAGAAUGAGUCUGCCAACAUUCAGGUCUUCCAUUCCUUUGCAGCACUAAUAGAGGUGAUUUUUCUUUUCUUUUUUGCUAAUUUCUUGUUUUCUCAUUUUUUACAUUAUCCACAUAGUAGAAAUCCUUGCCUUUUUGAUCAUACUUCUGCCUCCAUCAAUUCUGACUCUAUCCUCUUCUCUCAUAUACACUUUUAAAUACUUUUUUUUUAAGGCUUAGAGAAGGUUUUUCGCAUUGCCAUAACCUAAAUUUUAUGAUUCAUAUGCUUAAUCUAUUGGGGCUUUUUUUGUUUGCUAAUGGAACAAUUUUACAGAAGCAAAACUAGUGCCUGGAAAAACAUCCUCAUGCUCUGCAUUCCCGGGCUCUGAGAUUAGAGUACAACCAAACCAACCCUCUAGUAAGGAAACUCAUGCCAAACUUAGAAAUCAAGACAGAAUAUCUUCAAGUGUUCUAAAAUAGCUGCACUUCACCUCAGGAUUGGACACUUGGAUUGGUCCCCACAUUCUUGUUUGUAAGAAGUGGCCUCAGAUCCUACAGUUAUCAAAGAUGUACAUUAGUUUUGCAAAUAUGGAUACAAUUUCAGCAACAGAAAUAAGGUGAGGAGAAUAAGUCAAUCAGUAGGUUAUUUGAGCAUUUAUCAAAGCAAAAUCAACAUUUGCAUUGCAUUUUGGUUUUAUUUGCACAAGGCACUCAUAAUACCUCUGCACUACAUGUAUUUGGUCAUCAGCAGCUUCUUCACCCAACCAACUCUACCAAUUCACUCUUUGCUUUUCAGUGUGUAAUUAUUGUUGUUUUUCUUUAUUUUGCCCUAAAUUCCCCUUUUGUUAUUGAUGGGGUCUCAUGUAUCAGACCUGAUAUAUUUACCAGAUCUUCUAAACAGUUAAAAACGUGCACUAAGAAGAUGGAAAAUACUUCACAAUCAUGACCAGGCUCAGUGGAGUGUUAAAAUGCAUUAUAGUUUUUUAAGAAAUUGAAUGUAUUUCUAAUGGAUUCCAACUGUGUGAAUUCCUUUACAUUAUGCUUUUCUUACAGAACAUUAGCAUUUUAUAAAUUUGUAAUAAUGGCAUUGAAUAAAUCCUACUUUCCCAAGUUU
This is a messenger RNA of Siniperca chuatsi (mandarin fish), 2714 nucleotides long. It is a transcript of the gene snx5, whose product is annotated as sorting nexin 5. Gene Ontology annotation, molecular function: phosphatidylinositol binding; dynactin binding. The transcript has 13 exons. Gene Ontology annotation, cellular component: endosome. The coding region runs from base 159 to 1358 and encodes 399 amino acids. Lineage: Eukaryota; Metazoa; Chordata; Actinopteri; Centrarchiformes; Sinipercidae. Gene Ontology annotation, biological process: pinocytosis. The record is from RefSeq and is a predicted model, not a curated record.